This is a messenger RNA of Striga hermonthica, 282 nucleotides long. The record is from the annotation of a GenBank genome assembly. NCBI's taxonomy places the organism in Eukaryota, Viridiplantae, Streptophyta, Magnoliopsida, Lamiales, Orobanchaceae.
AUGUUGUUCUUCUCGUACUUCAAGGAUUUGGUGGGGAGGGAAGUUACUGUGGAAUUGAAGAACGAUUUGGCGAUUAGGGGAACCCUUCAUUCGGUUGAUCAGUAUCUCAACAUUAAGUUGGAGAAUACGAGGGUUGUUGAUCAAGACAAGUACCCCCACAUGCUUUCAGUGCGCAACUGCUUCAUAAGAGGAUCGGUUGUCAGGUAUGUCCAACUGCCCCCCGAGGGAGUUGAUGUCGAGCUGCUUCACGACGCCACUAGAAGAGAAGCUCGUGGGGGCUAA